GAAAAGAAAAAAAAACUAACUGUCAUCAUGGCGGUCAAUACACAGCUUCAUAUGGCUAACAAUGAAAAUAAUAAAAAGACAGAAAGAUCACCUAGACCGUUGUUUCCAAAGAGAGAAGAUUGUUCACAUGUGUCAUGUUACUGUGAAGAAAACGUGUGGAAACUGUGCCAAGAUGCGGCAUUAAGAGUUCCAGAGGAAAUGGACAGAUGUUUUAUUGUUUUUAUUUCGAACCCACAUCGUACUGUACCACUUUGGAAACAAAGAGCUGGGCGUGAGGAUGACCGUCUCGUCAUAUGGGACUAUCAUGUGAUAUUUAUGUACUCCUGGGACUCCAAGACCUGCCUUGUCUACGAUUUGGACUCAGAGUUGCCUUUUCCUACAUUUUUCCAUAAAUAUGUUACAGAGACUUUUCGAACAGACCAAGUUUUAAAAUCUGAUUUUCACAGAUUCUUUCGUGUAGUGCCUGCUAAGCAGUUUUUACAAAAUUUUGCCUCAGAUCGUCGUCACAUGAAAAGGCCUGAUGGCUCAUGGAUCAAACCACCACCUUCUUACCCCGCCAUAUAUACCAUAAGUUCAACUCACAAUUUAGAUGAAUACAUAAAUAUGGACUUCUCAGUGGGUCCAGGGCAGGUGCAUAAUCUGACAGAUUUUGUCCAGAGAUUCUACAAGAUAAAUAAGUAGUAUAAAAUACAAUUCCUUAGAUAGUGAAAUGUUAUUUUAAAUUUUGUUUCAUGAUCCUUAAUGGUUUAUGACUUUAGUUGAUUAUGUUAUAAUAAUCUUUGUUAUGUAGUUAUUUUGUGUUGUUUUGUUAAUUAUUUUACAUAAUUGGUGUUUUAUAAUUUUUAGACAUAAACAUUUAUUUUCCCGUACAACUGACAAGUUUUUCU
Molecule: messenger RNA, 887 nt
Organism: Achroia grisella
Lineage: Eukaryota; Metazoa; Arthropoda; Insecta; Lepidoptera; Pyralidae
Gene: tun
Product: protein N-terminal glutamine amidohydrolase
Exons: 5
Coding region: 28-681 (217 amino acids)
Cellular component (GO): nucleus; cytosol
Molecular function (GO): protein-N-terminal asparagine amidohydrolase activity; protein-N-terminal glutamine amidohydrolase activity
Source: RefSeq, a predicted model, not a curated record